AUGGAGCCUUCCGGAGGUGACGAGAGAAAUGUGGAAAACAAUGGGCAGAGAAAGUUCAGUCCAGGAACUCGUGAGUCCUUCACGAAUCAACCUUUCGUUGAAGAAGUAUCUGAUGAUGGUGCAGAUUCGUCGGAGGAGGAGAGUGAUGGUGAUGUUGUUCUCAUUAGCGAGGAGGAGGAGGAGGAAAAUGGUCCUAAUGUUGUUAGGGAGGAGGAGGAGGAGGAGGAUGAGGAGAAGAAGGAGGAUGAGGAGGAGAGUGAUCCUGAUGUUAUCAUUAGGGAGGAAAAGGAGGAGGAGAGUGAUCAUGAUGUUGUUAUCAUUAAGGAGGAGGAGGAGGACGAGGAGAGUGAUCCUGAUGUUGUUAUCAUUAGGGAGAAUGAGGAGGAGGAUGAGAGUGAUCCUAAUGUUGUUAUCAUUAGGGAGGAGGAGGAGGAGGAGAGUGAUCCUGAUGUUGUUAUCAUUAGGGAGGAGGAAGAGGAGGAGGAGAGUGAUCCUGAUGAGGAGGAGAGUGAUCCUGAUGUUGUUGUCAUUAGGGAGAAGCCUGCUCCGAUGUUGAAUGUAACAUAUGAGGUUGUUCCUUCUACUUCAAGCAUGUUUAGGGCGGCAAUCGAAUCCAAAGAGUUUACUGAUACAACCUCAUGUUCCGAGUCAGAAUUCAGAUCUUCAACUGAUGCUCUUCGAAAGAAUCGAAAGAAGAUUCUUGAAGAGUCUGAGUUUCUGAAGUUUAUUGUUAAAUCAAUAAAAAAUGUCAAUGAUCAUAAUAAAGUCACUCCUCCUGAAAAGAAGGAACAUGUUUUUGUCAAAGAAACACUUCCUUUAAUACUCGGAUUUGAAGACCAGGAACCUCUUCCUCUGGAGAAAGAAGAAUGGGAAAAGGAGAUUGACAAUCUUUUUGUUGAAAUGAACAUGUGUAUCGAAGAAUUACAUAUUGGCUUUACAAAUCCAUCUGUUUCGCCGAUGCAGAGUGGACAACUAAGUGAUUGUCAGAUGGAGAACCACCAUCUUGUUCUAGAUGAACAAAUUGGACUCAUCUGUUCAGUUUGUCCAUAUGUCCAUUUGGAGAGCAAGUACAUCUGCCCUCCUUUUGCUCAGAGAACUCGAGGGAGGUACGAAAGAAAAUAUUUUGAAGAGUCGCCAUCACUCUUGGAUGUUCAUGGCUUCAGAGUUUCUGAUUUUUAUGGAGAAGGAACCGUGUGGGAUUUAGUUCACCAAAUUGCCAAAGCGACAAUGUAUUUUCAUCAAUGUGAAGGAUUUGAGUUCAUGUGGAACAACAUUGCUGGAGAUAUAACUCUUGAGAGGCUGAGAGAGCCCCUAUUUGUGAGUAAGGGAGGAUGCAUUAUCUCACACCCACCAGGCACCGGAAAAACCCGACUCACCAUAGUGUUUCUUCAGUCAUUUCUGAAGUUGUUCCCACAGUGUCGGCCUGUAAUCAUAGCUCCAUCCAAUUUGCUUCUUAAAUGGGAAGCCGAGUUCCAGAAAUGGGCGGUGGACAUUCCCUUCCACAACUUGAACAACAAGGACUUCUCUUUAAAGGAAGAUGAAGGUACUGUUGGUGUCUUUAACUGUUUAUCCCAUGCUGUGAAAAAAAAUCCACACCUUAAACGCAUGGUGAAGCUGCAAUCUUGGGCGAAAAGUCAGAGUGUUUUGGGAAUCAGUUAUGACUUGUUCAGAAUUCUCACAGGAGAAGAUGGAGAGGGUUAUGCCAAAGAGACUAGAGAAAUACUUCUAAAAUCUCCUGGUCUUCUGGUCCUUGAAGAAGGGCUGAAUGGUUGGAAUGAGCAGAGUCUUGUGUGGAAAGCUUUGAGAAAGGUUGAAACAGAGAAGCGCAUACUUUUGUCUGGAACUCCAUUCAAGAAUAACAUCAAAGACCUGUACAACACUCUCUGUGUAGUUAGUCCAAAGUUUGCUGCUGAUUUUAAGCAGAAAUGGACUUCUCUUAGCAGUUCCAUUGACAAGAAUGCUCGAGCGUUGGAAGAGAUUAGGGAUAUUAUUUCACCUCUUGUCCAUGAAUUCACCUUGUGUGGUAUCUAA
Messenger RNA from Solanum tuberosum (potato), 2031 nucleotides. Its product is annotated as SNF2 domain-containing protein CLASSY 4-like. The record is from RefSeq and is a predicted model, not a curated record. Gene Ontology annotation, biological process: gene silencing by siRNA-directed DNA methylation. Bases 1 to 2031 code for a protein of 676 amino acids. The transcript is spliced from 3 exons. Gene Ontology annotation, molecular function: ATP binding. NCBI's taxonomy places the organism in Eukaryota, Viridiplantae, Streptophyta, Magnoliopsida, Solanales, Solanaceae.